GAGCGAGCAAGGUUGGCAAGGCGAGGCGAGGAGUGGGGAAAGUUUGCAGGCUGCACCGGGCUCGGCGCUCGGCUGCGAGGCCGGCAGCGAGCAGCUGCUUGAGGAUCUGAGCCACAAAAGAAGCUGCCGGAGUGGAGUGUGGAGUGGGCCUGGCUCCGGCUCCCCUCUCACAGUAGGGGACCGGGGUCGCCCCUGAUGUUGGAGGAGCGAGGACAGCCCGUGGGACUUGGCACAACGAGUCCGCCCGCUUGCUAUCCCCUGACUGAAGUACUGAAAGUGAGCGGGGCCCACGGUCCACCCCACCCCACCCCACCCCCGGCCUGCUGGUGGGGGGGCGGGGGGUGGCCAGGAGACGUCGGGGCGGCGGCGGCAGGAGCUGGAGGCGGUGUCGAGCCGUGGUGAACUGUGCACUUCAUCUGGAGUCGGAGAGCGUCCUCAUUCAUUCUCCCCGCCACACGGGUAAGUUCCUUCAUCCCUCACGCACAUUGUGCUGCUCGUUGGGACCGGCGAGGAAAAGGAGACCACCUCUAGGUGUGUUGGAGUGGAAAGUAGACGAUGAAGACCGUAAUUAUGUCCUUAACCUCAUUCAUUCGCCAGGCUGCAACUACGUGUACACGAUCCACCAAUCUAGCGAAGAUUCAAGAAGUAGCAAGCUGGCUGUUGGACAUGAACCAGGAAUUGCUGUCUGGGGGCAGCAAGAGGCAUCGAAGUGGAGGGUCCCUCCGUGGUAAUGCCUCAUUAAGUCAUGGAGAGGAGGACCAAAUGAACAGAGUAGUAGAGGUACAAGAGGGGAACUGUGCAAGGAAUGCAGACGGCAGUGGAACGGAGGCACGUGGGAGCACUAGUGAUGAGGCUCCUGCUGCUGUAACUGAUGAAGAAGAAAACAACAACCAAAUCACAGCAGAGAUCAAAGAAAGGAACAAAGAGGAGGAACAUGAUGAUGACGAAGAGGAGAUGGACCAAGACAGUGAUGAUUUUGAACAAUCAGAUGAUAGUAGUAGAGAAGAAUCUUGCACAAAUGGAAAUGACCUAUCUGAUGAGAAUUAUACUGAUAUGGCCACACACCAAUCACUCGCUAUCUUAACAAAGAAUCAGAUGAAGAGAAAAUUGGACCCUGGCCCUGAGGUCCGGUCUUUCUCUUCAGGAAAGAAACCUUGCAAAGGCUCAGACUACAAAAGCACCGCUGGGCUGGUUCCAUGUUCGGCAACACCCACCACCUUUGGUGAUCUGAGGGCAGCAAAUGGGCAAGGGCAACCGCGACGCCGGAUCACAUCCAUCCAGCCCCCUCCAGAACUUCAGGAUUGGUUGAAAACUUUUCAGAGUUGGAGUGGACCAGAAAGGUUGCUUGCAUUAGAUGAAUUAAUUGACAGCUGUGAACCUACGCAAGUAAAACACAUGAUGCAGGUUAUAGAACCUCAGUUUCAACGAGAUUUCAUAUCACUCCUACCAAAAGAGCUGGCAUUAUAUGUUCUUUCAUUCCUGGAUCCCAAGGACUUGCUACAAGCAGCACAAACCUGUCGCUAUUGGAGAAUAUUAGCUGAAGAUAACUUGCUUUGGAGAGAGAAAUGUAAAGAGGAAGGAAUAAAUGAACCUGUAUACAUCAAAAGAAGAAAAGUGAUCAAACCAGGCUUUGCUCACAGCCCUUGGAAAAGUGCCUACAUCAGACAACACAGAAUCGACACUAACUGGCGCUGUGGAGAUCUAAAAAUCCCAAAGGUGCUGAAAGGUCACGAUGAUCAUGUAAUCACAUGCCUACAGUUCUGCGGGAACCGAAUUGUCAGUGGCUCUGACGACAACACACUGAAAGUAUGGUCAGCUGUUACAGGAAAGUGUUUAAGAACGUUAGUGGGGCACACUGGUGGUGUCUGGUCAUCCCAAAUGAGAGGCAAUAUCAUCAUUAGUGGAUCCACUGACCGCACAUUGAAAGUAUGGAAUGCAGAUUCUGGAGAAUGUAUUCAUACACUAUAUGGUCACACCUCUACUGUGCGUUGUAUGCACCUCCACGAAAACAGAGUUGUGAGUGGAUCUCGAGAUGCUACUCUUCGUGUCUGGGAUAUUGAAACAGGACAGUGCCUGCACGUGUUGAUGGGGCACGUGGCCGCAGUGCGUUGUGUGCAGUAUGAUGGGCGGAGAGUUGUUAGUGGGGCGUACGAUUUCAUGGUUAAAGUAUGGGAUCCUGAAACAGAAACCUGUCUGCAUACGUUACAGGGACACACCAACAGAGUCUAUUCAUUACAGUUUGACGGCAUCCAUGUAGUAAGUGGUUCACUGGAUACCUCUAUCCGUGUAUGGGACGUGGAGACUGGGAAUUGUAUUCACACGCUAACAGGACAUCAGUCAUUAACAAGUGGGAUGGAACUGAAGGACAACACUCUAGUGUCUGGUAAUGCAGAUUCCACUGUGAAAAUCUGGGACAUCAAAACCGGACAGUGUUUACAGACAUUGCAAGGGCCUAGCAAACAUCAGAGUGCUGUGACAUGCCUCCAAUUCAACAAGAACUUUGUGGUAACUAGCUCGGAUGAUGGCACUGUAAAACUAUGGGACCUGAAAACGGGGGAGUUCAUUCGGAAUUUGGUUACACUGGAGAGUGGAGGCAGUGGAGGUGUUGUUUGGAGAAUCAGAGCAUCGAAUACAAAGCUAGUUUGUGCAGUGGGAAGCAGAAAUGGGACUGAGGAAACAAAGCUGCUUGUGUUGGACUUUGACGUGGACAUGAAGUGAAGAGGUGGAAUAGGAAUUUGUCCAUCUGUUAAGUCAAGUGUACAUCACCCUGCUGUUGGUGGCUACAGGAUGUUGGCUUUGGAUGCCAUGAUGAAGACACAAAGACCUAGAGAUCGCUGGGAAAGGCAGGAAGGGAGGACAUAAUAUAACUGACACAGUCUGACUUGGUCGGAUGCACACUUUGUCUUGUUAUAUCUGACUUCCCUUUGCCCUUGGGCAGUUCUGUCCAGAAAGACUUGAUACAAAGCCUAGUGCAAUUAUUAUUUUUUUAUUGAUUAUCAGCACCCAGGUCACAGCAGCAAGGCAUAAAAAAGAAAAUUAUUUGAGAAGUUGUGUUUUAAACAAGCUGCUGAUCAGGCCGAGGGCUGGUUUUCUUAAAGACUUGGAUUAUGUCUGCCUCAGUUUGUCCUUUCAGGUUUCAACAUUUGAAACCUUACUGUGAAUUUUGUACAAUUUUUUAUAUAUAUAUUAAAAUGAAUAAAUAUAUAUAUAUAUAAAAAGCCUAAUGUUGCCAACAAUCAGUCACAGUAUUAACAUGUAUUUCUCUAUUUAUUCACCACUGCUUCCAGAUUAUUUUAAUGAGGGUUAUAUCGUUCUUCGGAGGCAAAUUAUCCUGAGUGAUUAAAGAACUCCAAAACUUGCGGAGUUGUUGGGAUUAUUCGAAUAGGUCUUGCUAAAGUCGUCCCAUCCCUGUACUGUAAUCUCAGUGGCCAAAUCAAUUGCUGCUAUGUCUUCUAUUGUGACAUUUCACAUCCAGAUUCUAGUUCAAAAUUUGAUCUGGAAUGGAUAAUUUUUGACUUUUAAAAAAAGGCAAUUGCCACAGAAACUUGAGCCAACUGUGCCUCUAGGAGGCUGAAAGAAAGAAAGAUGGCCUGCAAGAAGGAAACUGAGAAGAGUUAAGUGCUAUAUCGGAAUGUUUUUUGUUUCUGGACUAUGUUGAACACAUUCCUUCAGAAGGGAGCUCUUUCAGCCUGUAUUAUAGAGAAUUUUAUUGUGAGGUCUAUAGUGGAACAGAUAAAAAGAAUUAAGGUUACUGACAUCAUGCAAAAAGAACACGGGAGUCAAGUGAGAUGUGCAUAUAAAAUAAAAGAUGUCCUUGCUGGUCAGUCUUAGUGUAAACAGUAUUGAAAUAUCCAACUGCUACAGAGUCACUGACAAAGCAAAACUGAAUGUUUUGUCCUGAAACCGUGCCGGUAAAAUAGCUAAAUUGUUUGUCUCAUCAUUAUUCAGAAUUCACAACUCAACAUGAACUGUGAAAGUGGUUUAACACUGUAUACUAAACAACCUUGAGUGAGAUGCUUUGUUUUUCUUUUUAUUUUCCUGUUAAUUUAUAGUCUGUUUUUUAAAAGCAAAAAGAUAAAAAUCAGAUUUCAGGUAUUCUACUUUACAGUAUGUAAACUGCCUGAUGUAAUGGUGAAACCGAAAAGGGAUUGUGUCUAUGGUUUGAUUCACUUAGAAUUUUUAUUUUCUUAUAACUUAAGUGCAAUAAAAUGUGCUUUUUCAUUUGAAA
Molecule: messenger RNA, 4228 nt
Organism: Leucoraja erinaceus (little skate)
Lineage: Eukaryota; Metazoa; Chordata; Chondrichthyes; Rajiformes; Rajidae
Gene: fbxw7
Product: F-box and WD repeat domain containing 7
Exons: 12
Coding region: 556-2718 (720 amino acids)
Biological process (GO): proteasome-mediated ubiquitin-dependent protein catabolic process; ubiquitin recycling
Cellular component (GO): nucleus; cytoplasm
Molecular function (GO): ubiquitin binding
Source: RefSeq, a predicted model, not a curated record